Messenger RNA from Dinoponera quadriceps, 6338 nucleotides. RefSeq names its product adenylate cyclase type 9 (gene Ac13E). Lineage: Eukaryota; Metazoa; Arthropoda; Insecta; Hymenoptera; Formicidae. The transcript has 9 exons. Gene Ontology annotation, biological process: intracellular signal transduction; cyclic nucleotide biosynthetic process; adenylate cyclase-activating G protein-coupled receptor signaling pathway. The record is from RefSeq and is a predicted model, not a curated record. Bases 480 to 4622 code for a protein of 1380 amino acids. Gene Ontology annotation, molecular function: adenylate cyclase activity.
UUUUCAUGUUCGACUCGCGUGACUUCCGACGAAACGACUUCCGUCGGCCGAGGUUGACAAUUUGCACACCUGUGUGUGAUCGCGCUCGUACGAGGUGAGGAAAUUCGCGGAAACAUCGGAUCCGACGACACGACGCCUGAUCGUGUUUCGCUCUGGUUAUCGAGUAGUUUCGAGUCUCAUCGGCGGCGAAGUAAGGCGAGAAGUAUGUAACAGCGCAAAAGACACACGAGAGUCCUUGUGGACAGCAUAUUAAGUAACAUUGCGCAUGAUAUUAGCAGCUGGCUCAUUGUAGUUGCAGUAGAAUAGCGAUACAUACGUCAAUAGAUGAUGGUGCAUAAUGUUUACAAAUGACGGUCAAUUAUUGCCUGAGGAAGAUAGCGCAUAUACAAGGACUAAACUGUAUUGAUUAUUACAUGACGAUAUUUUUGUAACAUACAAGGGAGUAAUAUCACAGCUAAUCAGCCCGCUAGAUCAUCGAUAUGACUCCGCCGUUGGGUCGGAAACGCGGCUCGUCUGUCAGCUUUACAAGAACAAAGGACGAUGGCGACGACGCCGAAGACGAGAUUCACAUAUCCUUGGCACCGUAUAUACAGACGUACUUGGCACACAGUGGCCAAGGAUUGGGAUGCUGCGGUAUUAAUCUACCCGUGCCGUUCGAACGGGCAGCGCCACGGUCCUGGUGGAAUCCGAGAUUCGAUUCGGAGAUCCUCGAAGAGCAGUACAGAAGAAGUGCCUUUCCUCAAAUUAGAUUAAGAUUUCGGUACGCUCUCACAUACAUCUUGCUGGUGUCCCUAUCGUGGUUGGCGUAUUUUGUGAUAAUCGGAAUAGAGAACGAUACAUCGACCUGGCCUGCGAUAGCAGCCGUUCUCAGUGUCGUCGGCGCGAUGGUGGCGGCGGUGCUCUAUCUAACAUACACGGAUCACUACAAUUCCUACGUACUACCGACCUCUCUGGGAGUCGCGUCCACGCUCUGUUUCCUGUCCCUACUCUUCCUCGCCAUGGUGCCGCCUUACGUGGACGGAUUAACUCUGGUCGGACACUUCGCCCUGUGCUCUGAGAUCCUAUUAGUUAUUUACACGGUGCUGCCGAUGCCGCUCUAUGUAUGCGUGGCGAUAUCUACGGUUUACUCAUUCAUGUUCGAGUUACUGACUGCCUAUCUGUACGGCUCGAGGGGAAACGGCGGCGGGCGAAAUAAUUCCUUGGAGGGGGACAUGCGGUCGUCUGAAAAGGAUCCUCUAACUAUUGCUGGUCUACAGAAUGUGAUACGUAAUAUUAGUGAUUUUACUACAGUUAACACGGAGACAAUAUCGACGUUGCGCGAAGCGAGAAGCACGGGAGCGAGAUUCUUGGAACGAGAGCUGACACUGAUUCGACGGUUGUACGACUCCAGCGUACCGUCGACGAUCGUCAAUUCCACCGUGAACGUUAUUACCGUCGAUAACUUACUCUCCGAUGAUAUUGAUUUCUCGACGAAUCUCACGAUACGGAUUCUGAUGCAGAUCUGCAUUCACUUGAUAGGCGUGCACAUCUUGAUAAUGACCUUCGUGAGAAUGCGCGGCACCUUCAUGAAGGUCGGCCAGUCCUUGCUGGUCCGCCGGCAGCUGGAGAUGGAGAAGCAGCUGAAGGAGAAGAUGAUACACUCCGUGAUGCCGCCGAAAGUCGCGGACUGGCUGAUGGAGGAGAGCGAGCGCGAGAGGGAGCGGGAGGACUCGCUGAAGAAGGGCUCGAUACCGUCCAACAACACGGACAUCCGCUCGUUGUUUCGUCCGUUCAACAUGCACUCGAUGGAGGACGUCAGCAUCCUGUUCGCCGAUAUCGUCGGUUUCACCAGGAUGAGCUCGAACAAGACCGCGGAGGAAUUGGUGGGCAUCCUGAACGAUCUCUUCGAACGCUUCGACGAUCUCUGCGAGCACCACGGCUGCGAGAAGAUAUCCACGCUGGGCGAUUGUUACUACUGCGUGAGUGGGUGUCCCGAGCCUAGGUCCGAUCACGCCAAGUGCUGCGUAGAAAUGGGCUUAGCCAUGAUCGAGGCGAUCAAACAAUUCGACAUCGAGAGAAGGGAGGGCGUGAACAUGAGAGUGGGCGUGCACACGGGCACCGUGCUCUGCGGGAUCGUGGGUACGAAGAGAUUCAAAUUCGACGUAUGGUCGAACGACGUAACGUUGGCGAACAAGCUCGAGAGCACGGGGAAACCCGGCCGUGUGCAUCUGAGCGAAAAUACCCUGAGAUUCCUGGACGACCAGUAUAUCAUGGAGGAGGGCGAACUAGUCAAUGGCGUUAAAACUUACUUCAUCAGAGGCCGCAAGUCGGACUUCAUGAGUCAAUUUAUCACGAACGUUACGUCACCCAAGAGUAUCUCACCGUUGCUGCAGUCGCGCAGCCGUCUGGCGUCGUGCAAUACUCAAGUUAAGCCGCGCCAUCAUUACCUCCACAUGGUCACCAACGCGAGUAGCUACAGGAUGAAAGCGAAUUCCUUGCCGAGCAUCUUGGAUUCCGAAAACGACACCGUCGACGAGAAGGAGGACUCGAACAAGAGCCCGACAUCCACCGCCAGUUACGGCAAGAAGAAGGCGCGGAACAAACCGUGGAAGUAUCUGCAGAGGCAACGGACGACCGAGGAGAUGGCACCGCUGGAGAUCGAAGAGGGCAGGAACAUCGCGAUGGGACGAGCGAAGCCUGAUAUUCAGCCAGCGUACGAGGAGUGCAAUGGAUUCAGACGGAUCCCUCUCACCAACGGCGUCGAGAUGGAUCCGAAUCCUGUACCUUCUAGUCCUUUAUUGUCUGGUCAAGAGCCGAUUAGUCACGCUUCUUCCAUAUGCAGCAGGAAAGACUCCGGUAUCAAGAGCAACAGCAGGCGAAGUAGCAUACAACAGCAGUUGUUCCUAAUGAACGGCAUGGCCCAGGGCGAUCUGUUGGGGCACCGGGUCAGCGGCUAUUACACUUCCAGUUCGACGUUAAAUUCCACCCACGAGCCUUCGUCGUCGGUACCGCCGUAUCCGUUUCCACCGAUGGUAACGGACACGUUCGGCGCGUGCUUUCACAAACUGCGGAAGCAGUCCGACCUUCAAUUGAUCAGGUGCGUCCAAGACAACGUGAGCUCUCAACGUUCGUACUUCGUCAAGCCGCCGCUCUCCAGCGUCACUCUCUUCUUCAAGAAUAAGGAAAUGGAGAAGGAGUACCGGGAGAACGCGCACAAGGCUAGCGAAGGCAUCGGCGGUAAUCCGCCCACGCUGGCCACCUCGAGGUUUAACACGUACUUCGAUAUCCUGAUAUCCGCCCUGGUCUACACGGCCAUCACGAUCUCGCUUUUCCUGCUGUGCAAGCCAACGAUUCACUACACGGUGUUCUCGGCGGUCGCCACCGCCGUACAGAUAAUAGCGGUGUCGCUCUGCAUCAGGCAACUUCUCUAUCCGAACACCGCACACGCGACGUUCACGCAGAGGAUAUUCAAGCUCUUCUCCCGUUGGUACCCGUGGCACGUGUGCGGCGCUGUUCUCGUCGGUCUGCCGAUCAUCUCUAUCUUGCUCAACUUCACGUGCAACAGCUUUAAGAGUCUCAGCAACUUCGAGUACUACUACAGCUACCUCAUCUUCGUCGGUUUGGUGCACUUCUGCAACUUCACGCAGCUCAACUGCUGGAUGAAGAAUCUAUUGGUCACGCUCACCGGCGUCUUGUUCAUAUGUCUCGUGAUGAGCCACAUAUCUUACCACCGUGACUUCCUCGACGCGUCGGCGAAAACGCGUCGGACGUCCUCGGGUGAAGCUUACGCUAUCCGAUACAACGAGAGAUUGUACAACUCCGAGAUCUAUCUGGACAUGGUGUUGCUGCUGCUGCUGGUCUGGUUCCUGAAUCGCGAGUUCGAGAUCAGCUACCGGCUGUGCUUCCACGGCAAUGCGGUAGCGGCGCGCGACAAGACGCGCGUGCAGUCGAUGAAGAAUCAGGCGGACUGGCUGCUGCACAACAUCAUACCCAAGUACGUGGCCGACCAGCUUAAGACCACCGCCAAGUACUCGCAGAAUCACAAGUCCGUGGGCAUUAUCUUCGCCAGCAUCGUCAACUUCAACGAGCUCUACGACGAGUCGUAUCUCGGCGGCAAGGAGUACCUGCGCGUGCUCAACGAGCUGAUAGGCGACUUCGACGAGCUGCUGGAGAAGCCGGAGUUCGCGAACGUCGAGAAGAUCAAGACGAUCGGCAGCACCUUCAUGGCGGCCGGCGGCUUGAAUCCGCAGGUGAGGGAGCAGAGCGAGCACGAGUACACGCACCUGUUCCAGCUGCUCGAUUUCGCCGUGGCGAUGCACAAGGUGAUCUACGACUUCAAUCGAGACCUGCUGGGCUUCAAGCUGAUCCUACGAGUCGGCUACAACUACGGUGACGUCACUGCCGGCGUGAUCGGCGCCACCAAGCUCUACUACGAUAUCUGGGGCGACGCGGUCAACAUCGCGUCGCGAAUGGACUCCACCGGGGUCGCCGGUAGGAUACAGAUGGCCAGCGACUGCUUGGACGUGCUGUCGGAGCGCUACGAAUUCGAGCCGCGCGGACAGGUGUACGUUAAGGGCAAGGAUAACAUGGACGUUUUCCUCUUGAUAGGCAAGAAGGAGAACAGUACGAACGCCAGCGCUUGAGGAUAUUCAGUGUACCGCACGCAUAAUCCCGAAAAUUCAAGAGAUACAACUUUCCCGAUUAUGACUUGGUUUGCAUCGAUCGUUUCACACGUAUUGUAUUCGUACUAAAUUGCUUCUAAUGGUGUAAACGAUGGCGUAUUAAGCUGAUCAGCUUGGGAACUUUUAAGGACCUUUUUUCGCUCGCUUGCACGUAGCUAUUUUCUGGCUUAUUUUACACAAGCAUAUGGCUGAUUAACAAAUUUUCAGUUGAUAACACUAUAAGAACCGAGUUUCUUAAUAGUUUUUUUUUCCCCCCAAAAAAAUCUUGCUGAAUUUUUAAAAGUCCGACUAACAAACUUGCAAAGAGAAAACCAAUAAUACUCUCCGUAUCUAUUUUUUUUAUAAUCAUUAAUUAGGACCGUAUCCUUAUUUACCACUAUGUAAAAUGUAAUACAUGUUUCAUUCGAAUUUAAUCUUACGCGGUAUUUUUGACAAAUUUGAUACAUAUGUUGCAAACAUUGCAGCCGUUCAGUGUAAAUGUAGUCGAACUAAACAUAUGGUGCGCAUCACUUUGGUUCGCGUUAAAUAAAAAAACGGUAAAUUAGCAGCACUAUCCGGAAAACUGAGUACCAGAACAAUCUCCCGAAAUAUUGACAGAGAAUAAAGUUAUAAUUUUGCGAAAUGACUUCAGUGUUUCGGAAGACUGUCGAGGUAUUCAAUUUUCGGAAUAAUUUUAUGCUCUCAAUAUUUCAGGAAAGUUGUAUCUCGGGAGAUUGUUCCGAUAUUCGUUUUUCGGAAUUGUGACUUUUCGGGGUCCUAUUUUCUAUAUUUCGGUGCUUUUUUGGGAGGGAAUACGCAUGUCCACCCACUUGUCGAAGAUCUAGGUAUCUAAAAUACGAUCAUAAGGUCGUGUAAUCGCAGUCGUUCGAGUCGGUCCACUUUUAAUUCCAGCGAAUGUACGGCCUUGCGACCGCAUUGUAGACCCACUAUUGCGCAGCAAUCGUAGCAUUUAGAUUAUUAUCAGUCGACCCAUGCCGAAAUAAUGAUGAUAGAGAGAGAGAGAGAGAGAGAGAGAGAGAGAGAGAGAGAGAGAGAGAGAGAUAUGUUACUCGCAUAUCGGUAGUCGUCGGUAGUUGACGCUACUGGCAGCAUACUCGCCUUAUUCGUUGACUGCUCAAAUUCUGCUAAAACGAGAGAUAUUUAUUGUAACCAGAGAUGUUUAUUGUAUUUUUGUAAAUAUGUCGCCGAAUUACGUGACGACGAGAGGGGAAUGUACCACCAUCGUGGGAGAUUACUCUUCUCGGUGUACGAAUGAUCGCCGUUUUUUAGAGAGACGAGAAUAGUUCACAUGAUAACUUGGCGAGGCGAGUUAUCGCGUGGUUCUCUCUGUAUUUGAUAUUCUAAGGGCAGCGAGGUGCAUAUCGCGCGUGAUAAAAGUCAACGAAACUCGAAUACCCCGCGUUUACGUGUUAGAUAAAUUUUAGGGAGUAGAAAACAAAGUGAAAGAUUUCACACGGUCUCGUCUUCCUGUAUCUAUAUUGAUAUUGGCGACACGUCGUCGUUGUGAUACGUAAUCGAUCUCCGGGGAAAAAUGAUUAUACAUGAUUAUACAUAAUUAUAUCAAAUCAUGUGAGAAUUUUGCCCAUAUGUGUGGUUACACAUAUGUCCAUACGAGAAAAAAUGAUGUUAUGUCAUUUAAUUAAGUGUCGAUAUCAUGUGCUGUAGGACACAAGUAGC